This is a messenger RNA of Nicotiana attenuata, 2304 nucleotides long. RefSeq names its product S-type anion channel SLAH2-like. The record is from RefSeq and is a predicted model, not a curated record. Gene Ontology annotation, cellular component: membrane. Gene Ontology annotation, molecular function: voltage-gated monoatomic anion channel activity. Bases 213 to 2030 code for a protein of 605 amino acids. Gene Ontology annotation, biological process: transmembrane transport; intracellular monoatomic ion homeostasis. The transcript has 6 exons. Lineage: Eukaryota; Viridiplantae; Streptophyta; Magnoliopsida; Solanales; Solanaceae.
CAAACAUUGGUCGUUCCAAAUUGCUCCAUUCUAGUCUUUCAAUUCCUCUGAAAAGAAAAACUCAGAUCUUUAAUUUAGGUUGCUUCAGUUUGGUUCUUCAAUCAAUCCAACUAUUGUAGCCGCUUAGAGAAUGUAUUGAUAUUCAAGUUCCAUAGUGGAUUGCAUUGUCUGCAUUUAAACAACAGAACAAAUAGGAGGUCCUUUAAAUAAGCAUGGAAACAAGUGAACAAAUCCAUAUUGAGAAGGAAGCUUCUCCUGAAGGACUUCCAUCACUCAUCAGAUUCAUAAGUUCUGAAAUGGAUCACGAUUUUGAUAGUAUAGUGAAUGACCAUAUUAAAAAUCAGACUGCAGCACCUGAAUCUCACUCUCCAAGCUCAUCAAUUAUGGUAUCUGAAUUUGCAGCUGAGCGAGAGAUUGACAGAAUUCGUGCAGUCUCCAUUAGCAUGCCGCCCUCUCCGAAAAAAGUUGUCUUCACUGAUAACACUAAAGACACUCCUGAUUCUGCUUUUAGAUCAAAAGAUGCUGGUAGCAAUGGAAAUAGGAAAACAAGGUUUUAUUCUCAGCCUAUGCCAACAGGUACAACUGCAGCCUCUGGAGCUCCUGCAAGCGGCGAACUUCCUAGGAAUCCCAGGAUUAGCAAGCUAAAGGAUAAAAGAUAUGACAGUUUCAAAACAUUUUCUGGUAGGUUUGAGAGACAAUUAUCAAAUUUGCGCGGAAAUAAGAACCAGGAAACAGAACAAGAGUCCAACACUCAACACAGUGCUGAACUGGAAAUUAAUAUUCCUGUCGACCGAUAUUUUGAUGCCUUAGAGGGGCCAGAACUUGACAAACUAAGGGCUUCUGAGGAAAGUGUUCUUCCAGAUGACAAGACAUGGCCAUUUCUACUUCGUUUCCCUAUUUCUUCGUUUGGUAUCAUUCUUGGUGUUAGUAGCCAAGCUAUAAUGUGGAAAGCGUUGGCCACAUCCGCCACGACCAAAUUUCUCCACAUAAGUUUGGACGUAAACCUUGUUCUCUGGUACAUCUCUGUUGCCCUGAUGGCAAUUGUCUCUUUCACUUAUGCCCUGAAAAUCAUUUUCUACUUUGAGGCAGUUCGUCGAGAGUACUACCACCCCAUACGUGUUAACUUCUUCUUUGCUCCAUGGAUAGCGCUUCUAUUCUUAGCACUUGGACUUCCACCUUCAGUUUAUCAAAACCUUCCUGAAGCUUUAUGGUAUGUCCUUAUGACGCCAUUCUUAUGUUUAGAGCUCAAGAUCUACGGCCAAUGGAUGUCCGGAGGUCAAAGAAGGCUCUCAAAGGUGGCCAAUCCAUCAAAUCAUCUCUCCGUUGUGGGGAAUUUUGUUGGUUCCUUGCUUGGUGCAACCAUGGGGCUAAAAGAAGGGGCCAUUUUCUUCUUUGCUGUUGGAUUAGCUCAUUACACUGUUCUGUUUGUAACUCUGUACCAAAGACUUCCAACAAAUGAGACACUGCCAAAGGAUCUUCAUCCUGUGUUCUUUCUAUUUGUUGCUGCCCCAAGUGUUGCUUCUAUGGCAUGGGCAAAUAUUCAAGGGUCCUUUGAUUUUGGAGCUCGGAUUGCAUAUUUCAUUGCCUUAUUCCUUUAUUUCUCACUGGCCGUUCGCAUUAAUUUCUUCCGAGGCUUCAGGUUUUCAUUGGCUUGGUGGGCCUACACUUUUCCGAUGACCGGAGCUGCUAUUGCCACAAUCAGAUAUUCAAAUGUGGUUAACACUGUCGUGACCAAAAUCCUGGUUGUCAUACUUUGCACUCUUUCUACACUCACAGUAACAGCACUGCUUGUGACAACCAUCAUUCAUGCCUUUGUUCUGAGAGACCUCUUUCCAAAUGACGUCUCUAUUGCAAUUAGCGAGAGAAGGCCUAAAACACAUCGAAGAUGGUAUCGUCAUAGACGAGCUGGCAGCACAGAUAUUGAUCAGUUCCUUAAAUAUGCAGAUUCUGCUGAAGCCAAAGAUAUCGAAGCAGCUUUUAGUAGCCUAGAGUUGACCACCUCUGCUCCGAAAGAAGUUAGUCAAGAUUGAUUCGUUCAGUUCGAUGAUCCUGAAUUGUUGCUUGCAUAUAUUUGUAAACCUUUAAUAUUAUAUCAAGUGAGGAGCACCAAAAUUUUGGCAAUCCUGUGAACUUGAUAAAGGAGAAGGCACAAAGGGUCUUGUAAAAAGAAGUGACUGAGGUAAAAGCACUAUGAGAGAUACAAGGAGACGAGUGUUUUUUUUCAAGUUUGGAAAGUGUUCCUUUCUGUAUAUAGUGUGGGAGAUGUGUAUUUCUUUAAAUAAAAGGGUCCUUUGUAUCUUUUCA